CGAUCUGCUCAGGCGCGCCUUACACAAGUUGGAGGCUACGACGGGUGAGACGAUAUUCAGUCGACAACAGGAAGAGGAAGCGCAAAGGCUCGCGAAGGGCCGAGCCAACACUAGAGCCGGCGAGAUUGCUGUGGACAAAACCGAUCUUUGGGUUGCUGGCAGGGUAGACAAUCAACGGCGAGCAAGCACACGGUAGCUGAACCGCAAAUAGACGCAAUCCCAUAUCACACCCCCACCGGGCUUUAAUGAUACGGUAGCGCACGAACUAAGGAGUGCAGACAUGUACUGCUUGACCAUAUGUACAAUCUCGGCCAAUCGAGCGAUUCUGAGAGCGCCACCACCUCCGACACUGACUCAAUGCACGCACAAGUCCACUGUGACAGGGUGUAUACUCCGGACUUCUUAGCCCCGCGCUAUCACCACUCCUUGUCGUCGUCCGCCCGCAGCAGUAGUACCGACGCAUGUUCCGAUGGUCUGGCGGCACGCGACUGUAGUGCUGUUGACCAUAACCAUGCCGUGCAAAGGGACGACGCGCCCGACGCUUAUAAAACACCUCGUGGACGGAACAAAGACGAGUCUAAGCAUUUCGGGCGAUUCCACGACAACCUGACCGACACUGAAGGCUACUCUGUAGACUAUGAGAGCUGCAGCCUUCUUUACCGCAAUCAGACGGUGCAGACUGAGGAUACUGGCGUACAGCAUCACACGCGCAGCGCUCCGCAGACUACUUCGCCCACUCCGCUCUGUGAGUCGGCUCAUGGUUCGGAGGAGGUGAACAGGGACGACCAAUCUCUCCUGUCAACGGACCGACAGUCCCUGGAAAGCGUGCAACAAGACAGUUUUCAGUUGAUCGUUCACUUGUUCGACCGUGUGGAAAGGCUGGAAAGGGCAAUAGGCAUCGGACCUCCUAGGCGGUUUCUGUGGAUUGCAAACGCUGGGCGGUACCGUCAGGGUGGUGUACGGGGACUACGUGACCGGCGUGGAGGAGGUCAAGGGCGGGUUCGGAGAGUCUUGAAUACGCUGUUUGGCUAAAUCGACUGAGAUGACGUCGGCCUUUCUUACCCCAGUAGACGAUCUGCUGUGUCGUAGAACCAUAAGCAGGUGCAGAUCGCAGGCUCUUCAUUGGUCUCAAAAGCGUUAUGAAGGACAUCCCUUAACUUCACGAGCC
Messenger RNA from Baudoinia panamericana UAMH 10762, 1168 nucleotides. RefSeq lists its product as uncharacterized. The transcript has 3 exons. NCBI's taxonomy places the organism in Eukaryota, Fungi, Ascomycota, Dothideomycetes, Mycosphaerellales, Teratosphaeriaceae. Bases 298 to 1032 code for a protein of 244 amino acids. The record is from RefSeq and is a predicted model, not a curated record.